GUGACGUCAUCACUAAUGGCCGCUUCCUGAUGACGAGUGCUAUGCUAGUCUCAGUGAUUUUAGCCCAGAAAAAAUGGUGCUGACAGAAAAUGAGAACUUUAUUUUUCGGCUGAAAGGCGUUUUGGAGUUCUUCUGCCAGAUUGAGAGUGCUAAUGGAGCGCACGGACAGAGCUCCAUCUCCAAAGCCUUCCAGGUUCUCCGCUCCAGAGUCUCGUCUGAGGGUCUGGUGUUCAUGGUGUGCAACAGCGCUGUCCUCCUGUGGCCCAACAAGGCUUCACGGUCCACUGUGGAGAACGUGAGCGCCGAAACACCAUGCAGAGAUCUCCAGCAGCACGUAGAGCAGGGAGAUGGACCGAACAGGAAGUCUUCAAAAAGACGGGAUAAAAGAGACGCCAGUCCUACUGUGGUAAACCUGAAGCUGAUGAUGGACGUCACCGAGUCGGGAGACAGCGCCGCGCUGAGUCUGUACAGCGUGACGAAGAAGCAGCGGUGUGUGACGAUGCCUCUCUGCAUGGACUGCGUGAUCAACGCAAGCGGCAGCGACUCUCUCGGAUCUGUUUGUUCAGGCCUGGUGGUGGCGCUGCAGGCCCAGCUCUCAGACAUGGAGCAGACAGUGAUCAGGUACAGGAAGGACGACGCUCUGCCCGUCCCUCAGGCCUUUCACUUCCUGCUGCCUCCAUCUGAUCGACUGAAAACUGUCAUUUAUCCUGCAGGAGAGACGGACGACCAGCUGCUGUCUGUCAGAGAGGAGCUGCACAGGAGGCACGACGUGCCCGGUGGCCGGCCGUGCUUCCGGCGCGCCAACGCCUUCCACUUCCCGGAUGAACCCUAUAAAGACGGCUACCUGCGCAAUCCACACACACACCUCAGCGCUCCCAGUGUAGAGGACGCCAAGGUGUACGCGGUGCGCGGCGUGUACAGUUAUCAUCACUACAUGCAGGACCGGGUGGACGAUAACGGCUGGGGUUGUGCCUACCGCUCACUGCAGACCAUCUGCUCGUGGUUCCAGCAGCAGGGCUACACCGACAGAACCGUCCCCACACACAAGCAGAUACAACAGGCUCUGGUGGAUGUAGGUGAUAAGGAAGCUCCCUUCGUUGGUUCUCGUCAGUGGAUCGGCUCCAUCGAGGUGCAGGCCGUGCUCAGUCAGCUGCUGGGAGUCACCUCCAAGAUCAUGUUCGUCAGUCGUGGAUCUGAGCUAGCUUCCAAAGGCAGAGAGCUGGCCAACCACUUCCUGACCGAGGGCACACCCAUCAUGAUCGGAGGGGGCGUCCUGGCACAUACCAUCCUCGGCGUGGCCUGGAGCGAGACCAGCGGGCAGAUCCGCUUCCUCAUCCUGGACCCGCACUACACGGGAGGAGAGGAUCUACAGACCGUCACUGACAAGGGCUGGUGUGGAUGGAAAGGACCUGAUUUCUGGGAUCAGAAUGCCUACUACAACCUCUGCCUUCCCCAGACACCGAAAACCAUCUGAGAGAAGCGACAUGCCACGCCCGUCUGACGAGAACGAUUUACUCGAGAGACUUUACAACACAAAAACACAGCAGAUGCCAUUCCUCCAUUGCUCAGCACUGUAUCAUGUCGUGUAUUGUGUACUGUAAUGUUGUUGAUGUCUUUUUAAGACUUGGUGGUAAUAAAUUGAUUUCCUGAGCAA
Messenger RNA from Clarias gariepinus (North African catfish), 1654 nucleotides. It is a transcript of the gene ufsp2, whose product is annotated as ufm1-specific peptidase 2. Lineage: Eukaryota; Metazoa; Chordata; Actinopteri; Siluriformes; Clariidae. The coding region runs from base 74 to 1474 and encodes 466 amino acids. The record is from RefSeq and is a predicted model, not a curated record. The transcript has 12 exons.